AUGGAGCUUCUCAACUACCAAUUCAACGACAAGAAGCUCCUGGAGGAAGCUCAGACUCACCCUUCCUACACCGAUUCGCCGUCGUACCAGAGGCUUGAGUUCGUCGGCGACGCCGCCUUAGGUAUCGCGAUCUCCAAUUUCUUCUUCCUCGCUUACCCUGACCUCCUCACCGGCCAACUCUCUCUCCUCCGCUCCGCCAAUGUCAGCACCGAGAAGCUCGCACGCGCCGCCGUACGACAUGGCUUGUACAAGUAUGUCCGGCGUAACACUGCCGCUCUUGAUGAGAAGAUAGUAGAUAUAGUCCGCAUAUAUGUGAGGGAUUUCACGUUGGCUGUUCGGCCGGAGGCAGAUACGGUGGUGUACGGAGGGACGGUGAAAGCGCCGAAGGUUCUUGCUGACAUAGUUGAGUCUGUUGCUGCGGCAGUUUAUGUUGAUUGUCAGUUUGAUCUGCAAGCUUUUUGGGUGGUGCGCGGUUCUCAACAACGACAGCCCGUGACCAUGCUUUUUGAAUUUUGUCAAAAAGAGGGUAAGCAAGUGAAUAUCAAGUACAGGAGAAGAAGGAAGAAGAACAUCGCCAGAGUUUACGUGGACGGGAAAUUUAUUGCCUCAUCAUCCUGUGAGCAGAAGGAAAAUGCCAAGUUUCAAGCAGCAAAGGCAGCUUCGGAGAAGUUGUCUCACUCUAACGGCGAGGACAAAAUGAAUGUUGACAUCUACAUCAGUAUGAAUGGAACCAAUGAGAUUGAAGGAGCAAAACAAAAGUUGCAUGAGAUUUGUGGCAAGAAGAGGUGGCCAAAACCCACUUACCAGUAA
Camellia sinensis is the source of this 810-nucleotide messenger RNA. The record is from RefSeq and is a predicted model, not a curated record. NCBI's taxonomy places the organism in Eukaryota, Viridiplantae, Streptophyta, Magnoliopsida, Ericales, Theaceae.